CCCCCACUUUGCUGGGGGCAGGAAGCUGGUCUGCUGGCCUAUGCCAUCUUCUUUCCUAACUGCCACACCCGUUGCUCCUGUCUUCUCUUCUGGGAUCCCAGAGCCCCAAGAUCCUAACUCUGAUCUCAACCCAUUAGCAUGAGUCCCCAGGUACCCCACCUGCUCUUGAUCUUGCUAACAGGUUGGGGUUCAAGGUGGUACCUACAUGGUGUUCUAGAAGGCCAAAUACUGAAGCUGAAGCUGAAAUCCUUUGGCUCCAUGAAGAGAAGACCCUGAUGCUGGGAAAAAGUGAAGGUUCCUGAGUCCCUGACCUGCCCCACUGAUGCUCUCUCCCAUGUUUCUCAAAGUGACUGCAGCCCAGACACCUCCAGCUUACCCCCCAGUCCAGGACCCUAACUGUGGACCCCUGUCCCUGCCCCUGCCCCUGCCCCUGCCCCUCCUCGUGGGGCUCGUAGCAGCUGAUGCACUGAUGACUCUGCUCAUCGUGGGCGCCGUGUUUGCCUGUGCUCGGCCCCGGGGGGCCUCCCGAAAACCAGAGAAUAACAGGGUCUACAUGAACAUGCCUGGGAGAGGCUGAGCCCCAUGGCACCCCCUACCUUGUGGACAGAUGCCCCUAUCCCCUUCAGAGGAUCCUGGCAUCCCCAUCCAACCAAAGAUAACCCGCCCCUUGGACCACCUACAUUGGAGAGUCUUCCUUCACUUUGGAAAUAAAGGAAUUAAUUCUUA
Molecule: messenger RNA, 726 nt
Organism: Vombatus ursinus (common wombat)
Lineage: Eukaryota; Metazoa; Chordata; Mammalia; Diprotodontia; Vombatidae
Gene: HCST
Product: hematopoietic cell signal transducer
Exons: 5
Coding region: 323-577 (84 amino acids)
Biological process (GO): regulation of immune response; positive regulation of phosphatidylinositol 3-kinase/protein kinase B signal transduction
Cellular component (GO): membrane
Molecular function (GO): signaling receptor binding; phosphatidylinositol 3-kinase binding
Source: RefSeq, a predicted model, not a curated record